This is a messenger RNA of Thunnus maccoyii (southern bluefin tuna), 2079 nucleotides long. RefSeq names its product lysosomal-associated transmembrane protein 4B-like. Gene Ontology annotation, cellular component: lysosomal membrane. NCBI's taxonomy places the organism in Eukaryota, Metazoa, Chordata, Actinopteri, Scombriformes, Scombridae. The coding region runs from base 286 to 972 and encodes 228 amino acids. The record is from RefSeq and is a predicted model, not a curated record. The transcript has 7 exons.
UAAUGUCCCAUAAUAAACAUGUUUGUUACACUUGAUGCUACAAAUGAAAACACAACACAAGUUUAUUAUCGGGGUUUUAUUUUGAAUCCGGAAGUUAUAUUUUACCUGACGCUGACUUAACGCUGACUUGACGCUGGCCGCUCCGCUCCGUUAAGCUGCUCACGGUGAUAAGUAACGGACAGGUCAGAGGCAGGCGGAUCCUGUUCGUCAUUCCUCAGCGGAGGACGGACGCGGAGCGGACGUAGCUGGGACAGCGGACUCUCCUCUUCACACACAACAGGCAGGAUGAUGAUGAUGAUGUCCCCGUGGGACCGCUGGUACUCCACCAGCUGCUGUCUGUGUUGCCAUGUCCGCACAGGAACCAUCAUCCUGGGCGUCUGGUACAUGCUCAUCAAUGCCGUGGUGUUACUCAUCCUGCUCACAGCGCUCAGUGAUCCUGAGCAAUACCACCUGACCAGCGCUGAAUUGGCCAAUGACCUGGAUGUCAUGGAUGACGCCAACAUGUGCAUUGCCUCAGCGAUCUCUCUGCUGAUGAUACUCAUAUGUGGGAUGGCAACAUAUGGUGCAUACAAGCUGCGUGCCGCCUGGAUCAUCCCAUUCUUCUGCUACCAAAUAUUUGACUUUGCUCUCAACACCCUGGUCGCUGUCAGCAUUGUGGUUUACCCGAACACGAUACAGGAUUACCUGCAGCAACUGCCUGAUAACUUUCCCUACAAAGAGGAGAUCGCUGCUCUCAGUAAUGUGUGCUUGGUCCUCAUCGUGCUGCUCUUUAUUGGCUGUAUUCUCGGCUUCAAGGCUUACCUGAUAGCAUGUGUGUGGAACUGCUACAGAUACGUAAGCGGCCGAGGCACCUCUGAAAUCCUGCUCUAUGUUACAACCAAUGACACAACGGUGCUGCUACCCCCGUAUGAUGACAGUGUCAGCAUCCCGCCUAAGCAGGCUCCUCCACCCUACUCCACUGCUACAGCAUGAAAACAUUCCCAGGAUCCUGCUGACUGGACCUUGCUGAUAAUGAAACCCCAGCAAAAUGUAUGCACCACACUGCCUCUCCAGUGUACAGUAUAUUCAUGGAUAUAUUGUUGCUACACACACAUACAGUACAAUACACCAUGCAUGCACUGACACGUACAAAGCCAUCUCACACACCACUACCACCACCGUGACCUCUCACCCCUUCUUGUUAUUUAUUGAUGAACUCAUAUACUUGCUGUAACUCUUCCAUGUAUCCAUCCCGUCUCUGUUAGUAUAAUUCCAGAAAUGAUGUGCAUUUUUAUGCAUUUGGAUCUGGGUGAAAUAACAUAUGAAAGCACUAGAAAGUUUGAUAGAUGAUAGAUUAUAUAUAUUUUUAUGAAUUCUCUUUAUGCUCUGUGUGUACCUGUAAUAGUAUUUUGUGAAUCCGACCUUUGAUAGACAUUAACUUAUGCACAACUUCAAAAACUGACGAUUUUAUUGCCCACAGUAAUGCGUGACUAGUCGUCAAGUGUUUCCUGUUUGUCUCUGCUCGUGAUCAGGGUUGGAUUGCCUUCAUUCAUAACUUUCUCUCUGAUGGGGUGCACUUUAAAGUAUGUGAAGUGUCAUCUUGACUGGAAGUUUCCCAAAGAAAUGCAUCUGCCUGUAUUCUGACAUGAUCAAAGAGCAACCUAGUGUAUAUCGAACAUAUCACCUUCUUUUAUUGUUAUAUUCAUCUGAAGACAGAAUCGUCUUGUGUGUUGAGUUGUGCUGGUUGACCUUCAUAACUUUUAAAUGUAAUGUAAUUGUGUGUUUCUACUGAUUGAUGAGAAAUGUCUUGGGUUGCUAUUUAUUUAUUUUGACAGUGCAGACUGAUCUGGAAUCAGUUUGUUCUUUGAAGUCAUGAUGAAUGAGUUGCUCAUGAGAAAUUGGUGUAAUGACUAGAUCGGGCCUCUCUACGUUCAGGAGCUCAAUAAAUAUGGACCCUGUGUGUUUUUUCAAUUAAGCUGAUGGGGCUUCUGGUCUGUGUAAACACGCAAGUCUGUUGCACCAGAUGCAGUUAUUGCCAAGCUGCUCCCUGGACAUAAAAUAUUCUGCGAGGACACAAAAGUCAAAGCUGAGGACUGCUGC